GGUGAAGGCUGCGCAGACUGAGUUAGGACAGCAAAUCCUGGCUGAUUUUGAAGAAGCAUUUCCUUCCCAGGGUACCAAGAGGCCAGGAGGACCCAGCAAUGUCCUGAGAGAUGCAUGCCUGGUGGCUAAUAUUUUGGACUCCAGAAUCAAACAAGAAAUCAUCAAAAAGUUUAUUAAACAGCAUUUAUCAGAGUAUCUAGUACUUUUUCAAGAAAACCAGGACGUCGCCUGGCUGGACAAAAUUGACAGGCGUUAUGCCUGGGUGAAACGCCAGCUUGUGGACUAUGAGGAGAAGUAUGGCCGGAUGUUCCCACGGGAGUGGUGCAUGACGGAGAGGAUCUCAGUAGAAUUUUGCCACGUGACGAGGGCAGAACUGUCCAAAAUCAUGCGAGCCAGAGCUAAGGAAAUUGAGGUGAAAUUGCUUCUUUUUGCGAUUCAGAGGACAACUAACUUUGAGGGGUUUCUUGCAAAACGCUUCUCCGGUUGCACCCUGACAGACGGAGCCCUGAAAAAGCUGGAGUCCCCACCACCAUCUACCAACCCCUUCCUGGAAGACGAGACAACACCAGAGACGGACGAGCUGGCACUGGAGAAAGGAGAGUUAGAGCAA
This is a messenger RNA of Psammomys obesus (fat sand rat), 610 nucleotides long. RefSeq names its product vacuolar protein sorting-associated protein 53 homolog. The record is from RefSeq and is a predicted model, not a curated record. The annotation marks the transcript as partial. Gene Ontology annotation, cellular component: GARP complex. The transcript is spliced from 5 exons. Gene Ontology annotation, biological process: retrograde transport, endosome to Golgi. NCBI's taxonomy places the organism in Eukaryota, Metazoa, Chordata, Mammalia, Rodentia, Muridae.